Messenger RNA from Acanthosepion pharaonis, 1212 nucleotides. The record is from the annotation of a GenBank genome assembly. Lineage: Eukaryota; Metazoa; Mollusca; Cephalopoda; Sepiida; Sepiidae.
AUGCUCUAUAGUUUCCUUUCUUGUUUACUUAUCCUGCUGUUUUUUGUCUGUCUGUCUGUCUUUCUUUCUUUCUUUAUUUAUUUAUUUAUUUAUUUAUUUAUUUAUUUAUUUCCAUUGUUUUUUCUUUUGUUCAAUAUUUUCUUUUUUAUCUAUUUCUUUUUUGAUCUGCAAUUUAUCCCUCGCUUCGUUCCUUCUUUCUCCUUCGUUUUUAAUCUCUCUGCUCUUUUUCUUAGUUUCUUUCUUUCUUUUGCUCUUAUUUUUAUUUCCUUGUUUCUACAGCUUUCUUCUCUCUCUCUCUUUAUUUUUUUUUUUUUUUUUUUUUGCAGGUUCCUUCUUUUGUCCGAAUUUACUUUCUCCUUUUCUUGUUUAUUUUUUUUUUUUAAAUUAUUCAGCUUCCCUCUUUGUUUCUUCUUUUCUCUCUUCGGCAUAUUUCUUCAUUCCGUCGUUCGCCAAAUAAAAUAUUCUUUAUUUGUUUAUAUUCUAUCUUUCUACUUUCUUUUCUCGUUUAAAAACGUUCAUCUACCUUAUAUCUAUCUAUCUAUCUAUCUAUCUAUCUAUCUAUCUAUUGCAAUGUUUUCCACAUUGAGCUGCUCUUAUCUAUCUAAAGCCCUGAUAACACAAGUUGUUGACAGUACACAGUCGAUUCCCCCCAUCCACCUAGAAUCCUUCUGCCAUUGUAAUGACAUCCACGAUUGGGUCUCGCCUCUCUUUCCUUUUCUUUCCUUUCUCUUUUUCCUUUCUUUUCUUUUUCCCUGUUUAUUCAUAUUUACCGAUCUUUCCCUGAUCAUCUCUCUCUCUCUCUCUCUCUCUCUCUCUCUCUUUAUUUAUAUUUAUCUAUCUAUAUAUCAAUCUAUUCAUUAUCUAUCUUUGUCUAUUCAUAUCUAUCUAUCUAUCUAUCUAUCUAUCUAUUUCAUCUAUUCAUAUCCUUCUAUCGCUCUCUGUUCGUAUAUAUCUAUCGGUCUCUUUCUCUCUGUUUCUCUUUCUCUCUCUCUCUCUCUCUCUCUCUCUCUCUCUCUCUCUCUCUCUAUCAUAAUACUUCCAUUUUUCCUUACAUUUUUAUUUUUAUUCCAUUUUUAUUCCCAUUUUUCAUUUAUAUUCAUUCUCUAUUUAUAUCAAUUUAUCUAUCUAUCUAUCACACAAUUCAUAUCAUCUUAUCUCUCAUUCUGUUCAUAUAUCUAUCUAUCUAUCUAUCUAUCUAUCUAUCUAUAUUAA